Molecule: messenger RNA, 1641 nt
Organism: Aplysia californica (California sea hare)
Lineage: Eukaryota; Metazoa; Mollusca; Gastropoda; Aplysiida; Aplysiidae
Product: ankyrin-1
Exons: 9
Coding region: 1-1641 (546 amino acids)
Molecular function (GO): protein binding
Source: RefSeq, a predicted model, not a curated record
AUGGAAGGUAACCGCGCCAAAAUUAUGGCUGUCGUGAAGGCUCAAGAGAGUGAAGAGAAAGCAGGGGAACAAGAGGUGAACAAGAAUUCUGUGACAAGACAGGGUUCGAAAGGAAAUCGCAACCAAUCGGUGGACGCAGCGGAGGAUUCUGACUGGAGAGCACUGCGGCUGAGCAGGCAGAACAAUCGUUCUUCAAACGCCGUGGACGAAGCUGCAGAGCUGUUGGCAGAUAUCACGAAGGAAAUACCAACUUCUGCUACGUCAUCUCCCACCGAGACCGAGGCUAGCAACAAUGGCGCCUCUUCUCCAAACGAAGGGAAACCACUUCCGCUAUGGAAACAAAUGCUGCGAGACAUCGUUGGUCAAUCCGACAGCUGGACUAUCUUUACCAAAUCUGUAAAGUCCAAGGAUAGUUUGAGGUCAUUCCUGGAAAAAGUCAAACAAGGGAAGGAAUCGAUUAACGAUUCCAAAUACCGGAAUCCUAAAAAUGGACAAAAUCUGUUGCAUUUCUUUCUCGACCAAAGAGAUGGAGAAGCCGUAUCGAUGUUAUUGGAUGCAGUUGAAGAUGAAGAAUAUUUCCUGUGUAGCUUUCAAGUUACAUUCGGAAGGAAUCAAGGAGAAAAGACGGCGCUGCAUCAAUUGUCGGAGUUUGGUGACGUUGACCUUCUGCGCCAGUAUCUCUCCAAAAUCUCCGACCAAGCUACCAAAGCCAAAAUGCUCUACGAUUCUGUUCCUGUCGGGGUCGAAGGUCAAAGGCCAAGGCUACUCCCGUGUUGCCACCUAGCGGCGUACAGGGGUCACGAGGCCGUGGUGAAGUACCUCGUGGAGGAGAUGGCCGUGCCUGUUGAUCACGUGAACGCCAGGAAAGACUCCGCCCUCAUGUGGGCGGCACGGUUUGACCACGCCCCCACAGUACGUCGGCUCAUUUCUCUUGGCGCCAACGUGAACCUGGUCAACGAUAAAGGUUCUUCUGCUCUCUACUGGGCUGUGCGCUACGGCUGUGAGCGAACGGUCAAGGUUCUGGUCAGGGAGGGUCAGGCUGAUGUGAACCUGGGCAGGAAAGUUGGGCUGAGAGCGCCGAUCAUCCUGGCAGCGGCGAUGGGAAACGGAGAGAUCUGCAAGAUUGGGCCGGACCAUGUGAACAAGGCCGGUAACACACCUUUACACUGUGCUUGUCAGAAGGGACACAAUCAAAGCAUUAUCUCCCUUGUUGGACACCACGCUCUUGCUGAUAUAAGUAAUGACGAAGGUCAAACCUGCCUGCAUCUGGUGGCCCAGAACGCCCACAUCGCGGUGAAUACACUGAGAGACCUGCUGGAAUACGUCAUCAAGUCACACCUGUGGACCAACGUCGGAGUACAGGACAUCUCCGGGAACACACCUUUGCACACAGCCGCCAUGUUUGCCUCUCCCGAGGUACUGUGGGAGUUCCGUGUUCUACGUAUUGAUGACGAAGCAAACAAUGAUGCCAACACGGCGUUGCAUUUGGCAGUAAGGGAGGGUCAGGACGACGGCAGGUCCUUGGACACUCUGCUCAACAUGUACGAGAGCAACAACUACAUGGCAGACUUGAACAAACAGAACACGAAAGGAGAGACGGUGCUUAUGUUGGCAGCAAGGGUAGAACCUCAAGAGUCGUAA